Zootoca vivipara (common lizard) is the source of this 843-nucleotide messenger RNA. Its product is annotated as glycine N-acyltransferase-like protein 3. Gene Ontology annotation, molecular function: glycine N-acyltransferase activity. The record is from RefSeq and is a predicted model, not a curated record. Lineage: Eukaryota; Metazoa; Chordata; Lepidosauria; Squamata; Lacertidae. Gene Ontology annotation, cellular component: mitochondrion.
AUGUUGAUCCUAUCCUGUUCUUCCAAGUUGCACUUCCUGGAAGGGCUGCUGAAGAAAAGCCUCCCUCAGACACUUCAGGUCUAUGGUGCAGUCAUGAACAUAAACCGUGGGAACCCAGUGGGCCAUGAGGUGAUUGUGGAUUCUUGGCCAGAUUUCAAGGCGGUUCUGACUCGCCCACAGAGAGAGGCUGUUUCUGACAGUGCGGAUUCGUUUAACAAUAUAUAUGCAGCAUUUUAUCGGGAUCUUGAUGCUUACCGGAGACUGUUGCUGGACACAGAUGCCAUCAGCUGGGACCAAGCCUUUUCUCUCUGUGGGAACCAUGAUGGGAUAUACGAAGUCUCUAAAGAUGCUGUUGCUGUCAAGAAAGUCCAGUUGACUGCAAUUCCCUACUUCAUCUACCUGGACCCCAAGCCAGAUAAAGAGCCUCAGCCCCGGCUAGAUCCAGGCUUCACUUUUUCCUCCUUGAAUAGCUCCCACAUUGACCUGCUGAAUGAAACGUGGCACUAUGGGGGCAGUGAACACAGCCGGAAAUACCUGGACAACAUGGUGAGAUGUUUCCCCAGUACCUGCAUCCUGGACUCCAAUGGUCAUCCUAUCAGCUGGAUCAUCAUGGAAUCUUGGGGCUCAAGUGGACACAGCUAUACCCUUCGAUCCCACCGCCGAAGGGGCUAUUCAUAUAUGGUGCAGAGGGCACAUGGCAUGCGUGUCCAUGCUGCUGGCUUCCCUUUUUAUGGCCUUGUUGCCCUAGAUAAUAACCCCCAGCAGAAACUGCUGGAGUCUCUUGGCUUCCAAAGAUUAUCUGAACCGUGUCAUUAUUGCAUCCAUUCUCCAGCUUCUCAGUGA